AUAACAGCCUCCUCUCAACUGGAGUUAAUCAUGGCAACUUCAAUAUCCACAUAUUCCUUGCUUCUUGUCUUUGUAAUCUCUGUUGCUUGUUCUGCAGAGGAGCGAUCAAUAUACUUGGUCUUAAUGGAAGGACAGCCAGUCGCAUUUCUUGGAGGCCAUGAACCUUAUACUACAAGAAAACUUGAACUGAACAGUGAAGCCUCCCAGGCUCAUGCAAGGCGUUUGGUUGAUUCACAUGAUCAGCUUCUACAGAGCACUUUAGAAAUCGGAAGCUACACCAAGCUCUACAGCUUCAAACACAUUGUUAAUGGCUUUGCUGUCCAUGCCACUCACUCUCAGGCUAAGAAACUGAAAGAUGCUCCUGGAGUAAAAGUGGUGGAAAGAGAUAGAGGAGCCAAACUGAUGACUACAUACACGCCUCAAUUCCUAGAGUUAUCCCAAGGAGUGUGGACACAAGAAGGAGGAGACAGGAAUGCGGGGGAAGGGAUCGUUAUCGGUUUUAUUGACACAGGCAUUAAUCCGUUGCAUCCAAGCUUUGCUUAUAAUCCGCUGAACCCCUUUACAUCAAAUAUCUCUCAUUUUUCUGGCGCUUGUGAGACGGGUCCUAGAUUCCCUGCCGGUUCUUGCAAUGGGAAGAUAGUAUCAGCUAGGUUCUUCUCAGCUGGAGCUCAAGCGGUUUCCCCUUUGAACACUUCACUCGACUUUCUGUCACCCUAUGACGCCGUUGGACAUGGCAGUCAUGUGGCUUCAACUGCUGCUGGAAAUGCCCGGGUACCCGUAGUGGCCAAUGGCUUCUACUAUGGACGAGCUAGUGGGAUGGCGCCACGUGCACGAAUUGCUGUUUACAAAGCUAUCUAUCCAACAGUUGGAACCUUAACAGAUGUGAUUGCAGCAAUUGAUCAAGCAACAAAGGACGGAGUGGACAUAAUAACGCUAUCUGUUGGACCAGAUGAACCGCCAGAAGACACUAUCACAUUCUUGAGUGUGUUUGAUGUUUUCAUGCUAUUUGCGCAAAGAGCUGGAGUUUUUGUCGUCCAAGCUGCAGGCAACCAUGGGCCAAGUCUUUCAACAGUUGUGUCUUACAGCCCUUGGGCUGUGGGAGUAGCUGCUUCCACCACAGACAGAAUCUAUCCUGCUUCACUUCUUCUUGGAAACGGUCAGAAAGUUGGCGGUGUAGGUUUAUCAGGACCAACUUUCGGCUACGGGCUAUUUAAAUAUAAGUUGGUGUUUGCUCAGGAUGCAGUAAAGGCAAAUGGGACAUUCCCAAGGACUCCACAGUACAUUGAAGAAUGCCAACAUCCAGAAUCACUGGACCCUAAACUGGUGCGCCGUAGAAUUGUUAUUUGCACCUUUUCUGCUGGCUUCUAUAAUGGCACAUCCAGUAUAACUGCCAUAAUUGACACAUCAAGGACUUUAAGAUUUACGGGUUUUGCUCUAGUUGCAAAUCCAAGCUAUGGUGAUUUCAUUGCAGAACCUAUUCCUUUUGCAGUUCCAGGCAUUAUGAUCCCCAAAGUUGCUGAUGCAGAGAUUAUAUCGAAGUACUAUGAGCAAGAAAUCCUCAGGGAUGAGAGAGGAUUUGUUUCCAAAUUCUGUGCACGAGGAGCUAUAGGCGAAGGUAGAGUUGCAGCUUUUGAGGGUAGAGCACCUAUUGUUAGUAGAUUCUCUUCCAGGGGACCAGAUUUUCUUGAUAUUAAUAGGAUUCCUGCUGAUGUACUUAAGCCAGAUAUUCUAGCCCCAGGGCACCAAAUAUGGGCAGCCUGGAGCCCUCUUAGCGCCUUGGAUCCAAUACUAACAGGAGAUAAUUUUGCACUAUUAUCCGGUACAAGUAUGGCAACACCUCAUAUUGUGGGAAUAGCAGCACUGAUCAAGCAAUUCCAUCCUUCGUGGACACCAUCCAUGAUUGCUUCAGCCCUCUCCACCACUGCAGGCAACUAUGAUAACUAUGGAGAACUCAUACUAGCAGAAGGAUUUGAUAUUAACAGCCUCUAUCCCUCCACACAUUUUGAUUUAGGUGCUGGUUUUGUGAAUCCAACUCGUGCCAUGGAUCCAGGCCUCGUCUUUCCGUCAGAGUUUCAAAAUUACAUAAGCUUUUUGUGCUCGUUGCCCGGCAUUGAUCCGGCUAUAGUGAAAGCUACCACUGGAGAGCCGUGCAAUCAAUCACUUAGCUCCCCAGCCAACCUGAACCUCCCCUCAGUUACAAUAUCAGCACUAAGAGGAUCUCAAACAGUGGAGAGGAAUGUCAAGAAUGUAGGGAUCAAGCCUGAGACAUACUUAAGCUCAGUGAUAGCACCUAAUGGGACUACAGUCAACCUGUCUCCAACCUGGUUCAUAAUAGCUCCACAAGGAACUCAAAAUAUAGAUAUAGAGUUUCACGUCACCCAUGCAAGGAACGAGUUUAGUUUUGGGCAGAUCGUUCUGACAGGAAGCUUAGAUCACAUAGUUAGAAUCCCGUUAUCUAUUUUGCCCGUUACGGUAUCCUGAUAUUGACAGUAGUUCAUGCGGUUGAAGCCAACCAAGGAAUUCGAAGGUAACUUCAAUUUUAGCAGACAAAACUGAAAAGCAGAGUUGUCAUGGAAUAGAAGGAUCCCAUUAAAUGCUUGUUCUUAUACCUUUAUCAAGAAUAUUGAUAUGAUUCGUGCAAAAAUUAGAGGAUUCCACUGCUGGCUAUCUCAGUGCAAGAGUAGUUUGUCUGAAACCAGUCUGCUUCUGUAUUUACUAAAAGAAGACCUUGUUUGACAUGGUUUCCUACCCAACUGAACUCAUUUCACCAGAAUAACUUGCCGCCAAGAAGCCUCUCAAGUGUUUUUAAGAGUAUUUGAAUCAGAACAGACAGAUUGAAGAAUAAUGAAUGUGACAGGCUACUAUAAAUUAUCAUGGCUGUUAAAAGAAUAAUUUUUAUUCUGUAUAACACA
This is a messenger RNA of Ricinus communis (castor bean), 2912 nucleotides long. RefSeq names its product subtilisin-like protease SBT2.4. Gene Ontology annotation, molecular function: serine-type endopeptidase activity. Gene Ontology annotation, biological process: proteolysis. Bases 31 to 2481 code for a protein of 816 amino acids. The transcript is spliced from 10 exons. The record is from RefSeq and is a predicted model, not a curated record. Lineage: Eukaryota; Viridiplantae; Streptophyta; Magnoliopsida; Malpighiales; Euphorbiaceae.